Molecule: messenger RNA, 1214 nt
Organism: Saccostrea echinata
Lineage: Eukaryota; Metazoa; Mollusca; Bivalvia; Ostreida; Ostreidae
Product: chitinase domain-containing protein 1-like
Exons: 11
Coding region: 14-1180 (388 amino acids)
Biological process (GO): carbohydrate metabolic process
Cellular component (GO): extracellular region
Molecular function (GO): chitin binding; oligosaccharide binding
Source: RefSeq, a predicted model, not a curated record
AAACCAGACUGAUAUGAAUUUUAAUAUCCUGAGUGGAUGGUUUGGCCUGCUUGUGUUGUUAGGGAUAUCAGAGGCAACAUUAUCUAAGAGUGACAAGAAAAAGGAAAGACCAAAUGAGGUAAAAUUAAGCUCUGUGAAUGUCGUAGACAGAGGUUUGGUGACAGAGAAGCUGAAGUCCAAGGACAUCAUUAAGGAGCAUGCCUCGUAUUGUGACAGAGAUCGAGAGGUCAAGCAUUUUCCUGGGAUCACCCUGGCCUAUGUCACACCCUGGAACAGUCAUGGGUAUGAUAUAGCUAAGAUUUUCUCUCAGAAGUUUUCUUUUGUGUCACCAGUCUGGUUACAGAUCAAGAGGAGGAAAGGAGGGACCUUCUUCAUACAGGGGGACCAUGACAUUGAUCAGGGUUGGGUUGAUGAUGUCACAAAAGGCAAACCUGCUCAAAUGGUUCCCAGGGUUCUAUUUGACGGUUGGAGCAGAAAUGAUUAUGAAAGUUUGUUCUCAAGUGAAGAUGCCAUAGAAGACUGUAUAAAUGUUCUGCUGAAAUUCAUAAAAAAAAAGAAAUUUCCUGGUUUAACCAUAGAAAUCUGGUCCCAGCUUGGUGGUCAAUACAGAAAAGAAUUGGUCCAUUUCCUGAAGCAUGUAGGUCAGGCAUUUGAUGAAGAAGGAAAAACAUUGAUACUGGUGAUUCCACCUCCAAUAUACCCUGGGAAUGUUGAAGGAAUGUUUGGUAAAUCGGACUUUGAUGAGCUUCUUCCUGUUGUGGAUGCAUUUAGUUUGAUGACGUAUGAUUUCUCCAACCCAUCUAGACCUGGACCUAACAGUCCAUUAUCUUGGAUGGAGUCCUGUGUCCUGGCCCUAGCCCCUGAUGAUAACCCGGAGGUCAGACAGAAAAUUCUACUGGGGCUAAACUUUUAUGGCAAUGAGUACUCAGUAGGAGGGGGAGGACCUAUUGUAGGCAACCAAUACUUAGAAAUUUUAAAGAAAUAUAAGCCUAAGUUUAAAUGGGAUGAAGAUUCACAAGAGCAUGCAGCAGAAUACAAAACAGACAGAUCAAAAAGUGUCAUUUUUUACCCAACGUUACUUUCUCUACAAAAACGAAUAGAACUAGCUAAACAACUAGGAACGGGAAUCUCUAUCUGGGAAAUAGGUCAAGGACUGGACUACUUUUACGAUUUAUUGUGAUCUCUUUAUAAUAAAUAUUGUUGUGUUUUGUUAA